AUCAAAAAUCCUCCACUUCAAAUUCAUCAAGCCAAAGAUCUACACCGAGUGGUAGAAAGUUUCCCAAAAAAGUGAUUCUGAAAAUUUGAAAGUGAGGAAUUUGAAUUAUUUCUUCUUGAGAAAAGUGUGUAGAAAUUGUGAAUUUCUUCGAACCUUUGAAACGGAGUUAAAAAAGAAAAUAGGAAAAUGGUGACCGGAAUCGACGAAAGCAAAACGGCGGAGGGCGACUUCGAGCACCAUCUGGACGAAAGCUGCUCCGAGGAAAGUGACUCCGGCCCGGCUGGUGCCCUGUCGUCCAAGUUCGAUCGAACCGACGUGUCCAUCAACACCAAUCCACUACCGUACGGGAAGUACACUUUGAUUGGGAUUGACAUUGACACGACCGGUCGUCGGCUAAUCGAUGAAAUUGUCCAGAUCUCGGCCUACACGCCGGAUCAUCAGUAUUCGCAGUACAUAAUGCCGCUCAUGAAUCUGAAUCCGGCCGCCCGGCAGCGCCACCAGGUUCGUGUCAUCACGGUUGGAUUCUUUCGGAUGCUAAAAAGCAUGCAGACAUACCGCGUGGUGAAAACCAAAACGGAAAUCUCCGCUCUAAACGAAUUUAUGAACUGGUUGGAGGCGCGCUAUCAAGAAGAUGAGGGCUCAGAAGGAAUCGUUCUGAUCUACCACGAGCAGCGUAAGUUCGUGCCGUACAUGCUCAUCGAGGCUGUGAAGAAGUACAAUCUGCUGGACCGGUUCACCGGGAUGGUGAAGUCGUUCGCCAACGGUUUUAAGCUGGCUGAGGAGAAGUGCAGCAAGACCAUCAAAUACUUCUCGAUUCGUCAGCUGGCUAAACUGGUGCUGGAGGAAAGCGAAGCAAAGGACGGAUUCGAAGGCAAUGCCGCAUACCGUGCUCGAUUAGCCUACCAGCUUGCACGUCGAUUGUCCCGAGAAGAUGACAAACCAUCGAGCAACGACAGUACUCAGGUGGCAGCCGAGUGUGAAGAGACCCCAUCGAACGACGAGGCUGAUGCCGAGGAAGGCGCCGUCGGUGGCUCGAGUGCCCAAGUCGACAGUGAACCCAAGCCGCAAAGGACCGCCAGUGCUGAGACGGAAAACAACGACCAGCCUCAGAGCCAGAGCAAUGACAUCGAUGACGAUCGGCAUCAGACUGACGUGGACGCUGUUACCGGCCAGGUGACAACAAUCCCGGAGCCGCAACCACGCUCCCGACCCACAACCGAAGCCGAGCGGGAGAAGAUGUGUUUGAUACUGUGCGACCUGGCCUCACCGAUCACGAGUGAAAUUUCCGAGCUUGACGAACAGGAGAAAAUUCUGGUGCGCCAGAAUUCGUUCCGACCGAUGUUUUUGCAGUACUUCAAGACGACUAUUUAUCAUAGAGUUAAGGCUGUGACGUACAGACGAGUGCUGGCUGAGUACGGACACGAUUUUGCGUCGCUCCAGCAGGUUUGGAACGACUGCAAGCGCGACGGUCUAGAAGCCGUGGUCAGCAAGAUCACCGAAUUGAAGGAGGAAGAGCGCACCGAAUUGGUAGAGCUGCUCGAUUGUCAUUAUGAUCCGGAGAAGCAGCAAUUGAAGCCUGUGGUGAAGCGCGUGCGUGGUCGUUCCUCCAGAGGUCGGCUGUUUUUCGGCAACAAGAGCAACAGCGCACCUGGCAAUGGUGGGAACUAUGCUGUUGCCAAUAACAGCAAUGUCGGAAACGGAAAUGGAAAAGAAAAUCGCAAACCUAUGCAUGCCGGUCGCAACAGUUACAACAACAAUAACAACAGCAACAUUGGCGUUGACAUGAACAAUAACCACCCGGGCAAAAACAAUUAUAACAACAACAGCCAGCCGACAUCUCCGAAUGACGGCGCAGGCAACAAGAAGUUCCGUCCCCGCCAACAACGGCGUCGCCGCAAUAAUACAGGUGGCCGGCAGAAUGCAAUGAACCAACAACAGCAACCGCAGAUGAUUCAUGCCAACGCUUGAAGAGGUCGAAGGCGGCGGCACUCUUUACCUCUUUCCUAAUCUCCACUGGUCGAAGUGGAUUCGAAAAUAUGGAAAAACUGAUUUGAAUUGGAUUUCUUACGUUUAGUCAUGUAAGUGCUGCUGGCAGAUUUGCGAAAAAGUACAAAGGAGGUGAGGGUGUGUUCCGUAUUCGUGUGGCCAGAGCAGGCCGACACGCGGGAAGCUUCGUUCAAGAAGGUUUCCCUUUCCUAGAAUUAGUAAAAGCUGUGCUGGAUGGAUGGUAUUAGUUUAAAACUAAUUGGUGUUUUUAAAGGUCGCUUAUGCUUCGUCAUAGAUUUUUAAACAUUACAUUAUUGUAAUUCAAUUACUAUUUUUAUAUUUACAAUUUGUUUAAGCUGUUUUAGAGUCAAAAUGCUCUUAAAAUUGCUUUUGAUUUUUUUGGAAACCAGAAAAGCAGUUGUCUCGUUUUCGGCGGUUUGCGGGAAGGAUUUGCACUCUUUCACGUGGGACUUUCCGGGAACGAUUGGCAGUUCGUCUUUUUUGCAUCACCCAUUACGGCUUAAAGUUUAGUACAAAAUGCAAGCACAACGGAAUAUACUGGAAGAUUGUAACCUUGAUUGAAAUGUAACGAAAAAGCGCGAUGCGAGUUUAGGUGUGGAAGCUACGGAUUAAUUUUGUUUUUGAGACAGGAGAUAUGUCGAAUAUGAUUUCUUGAUAAGUAUUUCGCACACAUUUGGAGAAGGAUCGCGCCGUUUUCGAAGAAACACCAAUAUUUACUAUGUUAUUGAAUGGAUAUAAGAUCUUGAAUAAUGUUUGAAAUGAUUUGAAUUUGUCGUGUUAGAAACGCAAAUCUCUUGACCGUCUGUGACGAGUCGGAGAUCUUGUUCAUUGCAAAAUAAAAAGCGAAAGCAACAAA
This is a messenger RNA of Armigeres subalbatus, 2863 nucleotides long. It is a transcript of the gene exu, whose product is annotated as maternal protein exuperantia. The coding region runs from base 187 to 1968 and encodes 593 amino acids. Lineage: Eukaryota; Metazoa; Arthropoda; Insecta; Diptera; Culicidae. The record is from RefSeq and is a predicted model, not a curated record. The transcript is spliced from 5 exons. Gene Ontology annotation, molecular function: RNA binding; protein homodimerization activity. Gene Ontology annotation, biological process: bicoid mRNA localization.